Entrophospora sp. SA101 is the source of this 227-nucleotide messenger RNA. Lineage: Eukaryota; Fungi; Glomeromycota; Glomeromycetes; Entrophosporales; Entrophosporaceae. The record is from the annotation of a GenBank genome assembly.
AUCCUACUGAGGAAUUAAACUUAAUCUGUAAAUUGCUUUUUUACCAACCUACUGGUUACCAUUCCAAUGCAAAAGCUUUAAGAGACGCAUGUAAAAAAGAAGGAUAUCAAUUUUCAUUCAAAAAGGUUCGUGAAUGGUUGCAUAACCAGAAUGAAUGGCAAAAAUACGCUCCAUCACCAAAAGAGACUCCACGGGUAAAAAAUGGAAAGCAGUAUUACAAAUUAUAG